GUCAGAAUAUGAAACGUGAGUCUGGAAGAAAAGUCCAGACUGGAAACAUCACUGCUGCUAAGACUAUUGCUGACAUUAUUCGAACGUGUUUGGGACCAAGAGCUAUGAUGAAGAUGCUCUUGGACCCCAUGGGUGGGAUUGUGAUGACCAAUGAUGGCAAUGCUAUUCUUAGAGAAAUUCAAGUCCAGCAUCCAGCUGCAAAAUCAAUGAUAGAGAUCAGCCGUACUCAAGAUGAAGAAGUUGGGGAUGGGACCACAUCUGUAAUUAUCCUUGCCGGAGAGAUGCUCUCUGUCGCUGAACACUUCCUUGAACAGCAGAUGCACCCAACUGUGAUCAUUGGGGCUUAUCGUAAGGCUCUGGAUGACAUGAUCAGUAUUCUAAAGAAAAUUGGCACUCCAGUGGACGUGAACAACAAAGAGAUGAUGCUUAAAAUAAUAAAGAGUGCUAUAAAUACCAAGGCAAUAAACCGCUGGUCUGACUUGGCCUGUAGCAUUGCUCUUGAUGCUGUUAAGACUGUGGAGUUUGAAGAAAAUGGCAGAAAGGAAAUUGAUAUUAAAAAAUAUGCAAAAGUAGAAAAGAUUCCAGGUGGUUUUAGUGAAGACUCGUGUGUUUUGCGUGGAAUCAUGGUGAAUAAAGAUGUAACUCAUCCCAGGAUGCGUCGCCUUAUUAAGAAUCCACGCAUUGUCCUUCUGGAUUGUUCACUAGAGUACAAGAAAGGAGAGAGCCAGACUGAUAUUGAAAUAACACGGGAGGAAGACUUUGCCCGCAUCCUGCAGAUGGAGGAAGAGUACAUUCAGCAGAUUUGUGAGGAUCUGAUGAGAGUCAAGCCAGAUCUGGUCAUCACAGAAAAAGGAAUUUCUGACUUGGCCCAACACUACCUGAUGAAAGCCAACAUCACUGCGAUCCGCAGAGUGAGAAAGACUGACAACAACAGGAUUGCCAGGGCCUGCGGAGCUCGCAUUGUGAGUCGCACGGAUGAGCUGCGGGAGGAGGAUGUGGGAACUGGAGCCAGGCUCUUUGAAGUUAAAAAAAUCGGAGAUGAGUAUUUUGCCUUCAUCACUGAUUGCAAAGACCCCAAGGCUUGCACUAUCAUUCUGCGGGGAGCCAGCAAGGAAAUCCUAGCAGAGGUAGAGCGUAACCUUCAGGAUGCCAUGCAAGUGUGUCGCAAUGUCCUCAUCGACCCGCAGCUGGUGCCCGGAGGGGGAGCUACCGAAAUGGCUGUUUCCCACGCGCUGACAGAGAAGUCCAAGGGCAUGACGGGCGUGGAGCAGUGGCCCUACCGUGCAGUAGCCCAGGCUCUGGAAGUCAUUCCCCGAACGCUGAUCCAGAACUGUGGCGCUAGUACCAUCCGUGUGCUGACCUCGCUCAGGGCAAAACACACUCAAGAAGGCAGCCAGACGUGGGGAGUGAAUGGUGAGACCGGAGCCUUAGCUGAUAUGAAGGACCUGGGGAUCUGGGAGCCUUUAGCGGUCAAAUUGCAGACCUACAAAACAGCGGUAGAGACUGCAGUUCUCCUCCUCCGUAUUGAUGACAUUGUUUCGGGGCACAAAAAGAAGGGAGAUGAUCAAAGCAAGCAGCCGGUUGCGCCAGAGGCAGCCCAGGAAUAA
Phaethon lepturus (White-tailed tropicbird) is the source of this 1607-nucleotide messenger RNA. RefSeq names its product chaperonin containing TCP1, subunit 3 (gamma) (gene CCT3). Gene Ontology annotation, biological process: protein folding. The record is from RefSeq and is a predicted model, not a curated record. Lineage: Eukaryota; Metazoa; Chordata; Aves; Phaethontiformes; Phaethontidae. The annotation marks the transcript as partial. The transcript has 13 exons. Gene Ontology annotation, molecular function: ATP binding; ATP-dependent protein folding chaperone; ATP hydrolysis activity. Gene Ontology annotation, cellular component: chaperonin-containing T-complex.